Molecule: messenger RNA, 526 nt
Organism: Benincasa hispida (wax gourd)
Lineage: Eukaryota; Viridiplantae; Streptophyta; Magnoliopsida; Cucurbitales; Cucurbitaceae
Source: RefSeq, a predicted model, not a curated record
AUGGCGGCCUCAAAGGCGGUGGCUGACUCGCCGAAACUCGAAUCGUCGGUCAUCCGACCCGCCCGGCUCAACUACCCAUGGAAGCAGUGGACCCCCGGUCGGAUGUGCGCAGUAGGACCGGUGGCGGCCGCGCCGGACCGGAUAUCGGAGAAGGUGGUGGAGAGCAUAAAGAACGCGGAGGAGACCUGCUCGGAGGAUCCGGCGAGCGGGGAGUGCGCGGCGGCGUGGGAUGAGGUGGAGGAACUCAGCGCCGCCGCCAGCCACGCACGUGACCGCCUCAAGGAUUCGGACCCGCUUGAGGAUUUUUGUAAGGAUAAUCCCGAGACGGAGGAGUGUCGCACGUAUGAGGACUGAGUGAUUUAAUUUCUUUCUAUUUCGAUUUUAUUUGCAACUUUUUUUUUUUGUUGGCUUUUUUUUUCCUUUUGGUAAAGUAGAAUGGUUAUUUGUGUGUCUUUUUUUGGGCCUUGUUUGUGUUUUUAUGUGAAAUAAAAAUGACUAGAAAAUAUUUUAGUUCCCACUUAUUAAA